Messenger RNA from Rana temporaria (common frog), 2115 nucleotides. RefSeq names its product Fc receptor-like protein 3. Gene Ontology annotation, biological process: cell surface receptor signaling pathway. The record is from RefSeq and is a predicted model, not a curated record. Gene Ontology annotation, molecular function: transmembrane signaling receptor activity. Bases 1 to 2115 code for a protein of 704 amino acids. NCBI's taxonomy places the organism in Eukaryota, Metazoa, Chordata, Amphibia, Anura, Ranidae. The transcript has 12 exons.
AUGGCGGGCAUCAGGUUCAUUCUACUAAUCUCAUUUUUCACGCAUCGCACCAAGGCUGCAGACCGGCCGGUGGUGACUUUGGAUCCCAACUGGAAUAGGAUCUUCAGGAAAGAAUCCAUAUCUCUCAUAUGUAACGUGGAGACGUCUGGGCAGAAUAAUCAGAUGAUUUAUUGGUACAAAAACAAUUGGAUGCAACGUGGUGCUGGAGAAAUAAGGAAGAUAUAUUAUGCUCAGGAUGAUGAUAAAGGCUCUUACCAAUGUACAUACGGGGAGAGCGGCAAAAGUGACCCUGUUCACCUGGACAUCAGCAAUGACUGGCUGAUUUUGCAAGCUAAUUACGUUUAUGAAGGAGACACGUUGCUUCUCCGGUGUCAUGGUUGGGAUUCCAGUUUUAAAGACGAGGCAAAGUUUUUCAAAGAUAACGCCGUGUUAUUUUCCAAGGGUCCUGUUUUUCGCAAAGAAAAAAUAACCACCGAGGCAACCGGAAGAUACAGAUGUGAGAGAGAAAGAUGUAAAAUAUUUAAUAUUUACACAAAAGAAACAGCUGAAACGCUUGUAACGGUAUACGAGUUAUUUUCUGAUCCAGCAUUAAAAUUAAUUGAAUUACCUGUGAUGGAAGGUGACAGCAUGACUCUGAAGUGUAACACAAAUCUGGCCCCACCUAAAAAGAACACAAAGCUGCACUUUGCUUUCUACAGAGAUGGUGAGAAUGUUGGGGAAAUCGGUGUGUCCGAUACAUACAGAGUGAUGUCAUCUCAACUGGAGGAUUCUGGGAAAUAUACCUGUGAAGUGAGGACGGCGUCUGACACUGUGAGGAAGAACAGCAAAGCCUUAUCCAUUGAGAUCCAAGCAAUUUUUUCUGAGCCAGUUUUACGACUAAAUCAGUCGCAUUUAACCGAAGGUGACAUCAUGAAUCUGAAAUGUGAAACAACUCUGGUCCCACCCAAUAAAAACACGGAGCUGCGGUUUGUCUUUUACAAAGAUGGACGGCCUAUGCAGGAAUUCGGUGUAUCUGAUACAUACAGGGUGCUGUCGGCUCGGAUAGAGGAUUCUGGAAAUUAUGCUUGUGAAGUACAAACUGCAAAUGGAGCCGUGAAAAAGAGGAGUAAAGAUGCAUUAAUCCGGAUUAAGGCUGCCUAUGGCCAAACCCAGAUGAAGCUGAGUGCGGAAGAGGUGGUAGUAGGGGAUAAUAUCAUCCUCUCAUGUGAUUCCACAAUGAGCACCCUUCCUAUACUUUACACUUUCUAUCAUAAUGACACAUCCUUCAGUAAUAUCACCGUUCACCAGAAGGAGGCAGCAGUGGAAAGAGUAACCAUCAGAUCUCCAUCCAUGGCGGGAUUAUAUUUCUGCAUUUCUGACAACGGCAUUGCAAAACAAAAACAACUCAGCAACACUGUCAUCCUUCUUGUAGUUGAUCCGGUAUCAGGAGUAAACAUCGUCUUGGAUAAAGCCGGGGAGGAUUUUGAAUUUGGAGACUCGUUGACAUUGAAGUGUUCAGUAGAGCGAGGCUCUUCUCUGACUUUCCUCUGGAUGCACAAUGGGAAGGUGGUGAAGAAGAAUUCCAGGGUCUAUCAGUUUAGAGACGAUGGGAAGGUACUAUACAUCUAUUCCCUCCGAUAUUACCAUUCUGGAUCUUACCAGUGCUCCGUCAGCAAGAAAGUAUCCAACAGAACCUUCUUUGUGAUCAGCGACAUCCAGAAAAUAAAUGUUCUUCAACAGAGUCCGGUCAAGGAGAGCACUUUCACAGUGGAUGAUGAUGACCCACCAGAGCAGAUGAGCAUUCUGUGGCCCCUCCUUGGAGUUCUGGUGUUGGUGGUUGCCCUCUCUGUCGUUCUGUUUGUCUACAGACACAAAGUUUCUUCAAUAGUUCCAUGGUUCCGACAACAAACAAACCCAGUACCAAGCGUGAAGCUGAAUGUGGACGGUGACGUUUGCUAUUCUCACAUUCAGAUUAAUCAUGUGCGAGGUCCUACAGAUAACAAUAGAGGAGGGCAGGAAGACUAUUCAGUGACAUAUUCCGCGGUGAAAUGUUCCGGGACAAACAUGCAUGGAACUCAGACUUUGGGGCAUGCACAGCUCUAUGAGAACUUCAGUUCCAAAGAAAAGAUAAAAUAA